GGAAGUUGAAUCAUCAUGGAGGUAGUUGUUCUGUAUUCGAAAUUUCUGCCAUAGUAUGAAGAGGCAUCAUAGAGAGGACUCGGCUUCUCGCAGCAAGAAGGCCCGUGCCCCUAGUAUAUCGGACGAGGAGGGUACUAACGGGUGCAUCAACUCUCCGAAGAAGUACAAAAGUCCCCCACGAAAGGCUCUGUUGAGACGCCCUUCACGUGAAGACAGAUCAGUUGAUAAAUAUGACCAACAAGGUUCGAGACAAACAUUCUUACUUCGACCUAAUCCCGCAGCAAAGUUUGUCAGUAGCAACAACUCCAGCCGCUCAUUUAACCCCCACAGGUAAUUUAUAAAUGGUGUAUCUAGUUUGCGUGAAUUGUUCCGAGUACUCAAUCGUGUUAGUACCUGUUGCUAACACUUUGGAUUUCGGUCAUCAUUGUUCAUAUUUCAUGCCAUUACGUAUUUAUGUGGUUCACUCAUUUUGCAGUCGCUAUUGUAUCAUUUUGUUGUAUUACAAUCCCAAUGUCACUUUCAUAUUCAUCAUGCAUAGUACAUAAGUUUUGUCCUCAUUAUGGGUUUUAAUUUUUCUAUGAUGGAGCAUUUCUUAAGCAGUCAUGUCUUUUACUUAUGACAGUGGAGCAGAUUUCCGCCUUGUAGCAGCUACAGUUAUUCUUGUCGGAGUGAUGGAUAUUAACGGUCCAUACAUUGAAUGCAUUUAAAAUUGCUCAAAUGACAUCAUGUUACUUCAAUUCGUAAUGGAGAGGAGCAAAUUGCAUUUCAUAUAUAUUAAAUCGAGAUACCUGGAAUGAUAUGUUCUCAUCCAUAUUCAGGCUUUUUAAUUUUAAAAAUCGAGAAGAUAUUUCGGGCAUUUAAAUUGCUAACUCGACCAUGUUUGCUAAAAUGCGUCCGCCUAAGUGUAGGCCACAUUCGCCAAAAAUGAAGUUUUUUGUCAUGUAAAAUCUUUUGAUUAAAAUGAAUAUCAAGUUUUCUUAAUGAGAUUGUUCCAGCAGAACAUAUGAUCAUGAAAACCUACAUUCUUAUGCUAUCACUCAUAUGAAAUGCUUGUCCUGCAUUAAUCUCAACUAAUCUGCACAGUUGUCCGAAUCGACUUAAGGCAUUUGCAAUAUCAUUUGAAAUUAUUCACUAUCUAAUAACCACCUCGUAUUGCUGGUCCAGUUUAGCUAACAAGUAAUUUCAUAGAUAGUCUCAAUUUUAGUGAAGAAUAAAUAAAAUGUAUCUCAGCAAAAUAAUGUGCACAUGGUGUCCACAAGUACUAAGAUUAUAACUAAUUUUUAAAAUGAUCGACGAAAGUUCUGUAAGAAGCAUUCAGAAUUCAAAAGAUGCACUUAUAACAUCUGGAGAAUAUUUUGAUUGUCAAGUUUCAUGACUACUCAAGUUCACGGAAAUCCUAUGCGCCAUCAAGUGAUCGACUAUCUAGUCAUUCGUCAAAGUCACUGGUCAAUUCUUCCAGUCGAGUUAAUCCUAUGUUGGCAGCAAGUCUUGCAUCAUCAGGAAAAUUACCAAAUCUUCCAAUUCCUCUUGGGUCCAAACGGGGUUCAUCUGCAACGGUUGCGGCCGUAGCCGCAGCUGCGAUGAACGCAGCCGCAAUGGCUGCAGCAUUAGGUGCCGGAGGUGUAAUAUCGAGCAAACAAAUGUCACACAUAACCAAAGCACUGGCAUCUGCUACUCGGACUGGUCGUGACCACCAUGGUUCAUCGUCACACAGACCUCCGCGGAGUUCCAGUGAUAGGUAUACAGGUGAAGAUUCAAGAAGCCAUCGUCGAAAAACAACUAGUAAGGAGAAAGAUAUGCUUAGCAUUUUCAAUGCUCGUUACGCUCGUCCAGUAGAACAUCGCAAUCCCGAAGAUGAUCCUAAUGCAACAAGAACAUUAUUUCUGGGUAAUUUGCCACCAGAUGUCGAGGAACCUGAACUGAGGAAGCUUUUCGAACGUUAUGGUAUAAUUGAAGAUAUUGAUAUUAAGCGCCGUGAACUAGAGACUGGAGCAACCGCAUUCGCUUUUGUUCGAUAUCUUAGUCUAGACAUGGCACACCGCGCAAAAGUUAAUUUAUCUGGACAAAUGAUAGGUGAAUACAGAUUCAAAAUUGGUUAUGGAAAAGUUAUUCCCACACGAUGCCUAUGGGUUGGUGGAUUGGGUCCAUGGACAAAUUAUCCUGAGUUCGCAACCCUUGUUAAUAGUAUCAGCGCGCCUGAAAAAAUCAUCUGGCCGUCUGGUAAAAACUAUGCCCAUAUUCUUUAUAGUGAUAGCGAGUCGGCUGCUGUUGCAGCUGAUCUUUUACGUGGAUAUCCAUUAGGAAAAAGUCAUAAACGGAUCCGAGUGGAUUUCACUGAUGAGUCACAUAUGUUCAGAGAUCCUAAUUGGAAACGGUUGAAAAGAAAUUCGUCCACAGAAUCAAGUCCCAGACAUUACUCAUCCAGAAGAUCACUGACACCUCGAAUAAAACGUGAAGAUUCUUUUUCAGACAAUGCCUACUCUCGUGAUAAUCAUUACUCAAAAUACAAGCGCGACCGAAAGACGUAUGUUGAUAGUGACCGAAGUCAUUCUGCUUCGUCAAAUCAUAGGCGAGAAUCUGGCCAUAGAUCUAGAAAAGCUACGCAUGAAAGGGCGCCUAAACGUAGUAUAAGAGACCACUCAUUAAGUCCUGAUGCGGACUCGACGCGUUUUGUUUCACGUUCUCCUUCAUCAUCAAAAUCUCGCAGAUAUUCAUCUUCUUCCUCGAGAUCACCUACAUUAGAAACAUCCACAAACGUAGAACAGUUGGCAUCUUGUCUUCCUUCGGCAUGGGAUGGAGCAUUUUAUCUAAAGUCGAGUAGUUUUCAGUGCAGAAUGCACAUUUUGAGAGGUGACAAAAGCCUUGUUGAUCAGUUCAUGUACCAGGGAUCUAAUUCAGAAGCAUCUGCGCAUUCAAACGAAACUCGACAUGCAGGUAAAAAGUCGAACAAAGAUAAACAUACGUCACUGGACGACAUUGAUUCUAGUGAAUCUCAGGAUGAUGCACAUGGUAGCGCUAAAAGUAGUUGUACAAACAAAGAACAGGUGGUUUGUUUACGCAUUACUCAACGAAUGAGACUGGAUCCAGUAAAGUUAGAUGACGUGAAUCAGCGCAUUCAGACAGCCGGUUCCUCUGGGUUUUGCAUUCUUUUGGCUGUACCUCCACAUUCGGUUUUAUGCAGUGAAGUUGGAGAUGGCGAUAAACAACCGCAAAGACCGCUUCGAAACCUAAUCGGAUAUUUACGUGCAAAAGACUCCGCAGGAGUGGUUCUUCUAAAUCCUGGUGGCCAAAACUCAAACGAUUCUUCAUCCCCUCUAACUGCAGAAACUACAUCUGGGGUGCUGUAUGCAUUUCCACCCUGUGACUUUGCUUUGAAUCUCUUGCGUGAAAGUGCUCCGCAACUAGAGAAAGAUUAUGGUAAAGAUGAUUACUUAGCUAUAAUACUAAUUCGUGGGGCCGGAGUUGUGUAGACAAUACCCCCAAAAUCAAGCUUCGAAAUGAACUGCUUUUGUUGGCAACAAUGUUUGUCGCUAAUGCGCCACUACUUUUUUUCUGUGCGAAAAAACUAAGUUUUGUUUACUAGCGUUAAGCUUCAUUAUAUUAUACCUCCUAAAAGGGCAUUUAUAAAAAAGACGUUUGUUUCUGUACUUGUUGUAUUUCAGAAGAAUCAGUGGGGUUAAUAUACAUAAUAUUCUUUAA
Molecule: messenger RNA, 3699 nt
Organism: Schistosoma curassoni
Lineage: Eukaryota; Metazoa; Platyhelminthes; Trematoda; Strigeidida; Schistosomatidae
Source: the annotation of a GenBank genome assembly